GGGGGACAUCUAUGAGGUGGCCAGACCCCGGAUCAACACCAGCAUGCUGGCCCGGUACAUAGGGCAGCCCGUGUGCUUCGUGGGCCGUGUGGAGAAGGUCCAUCCUACAGGGACGUCCUUUGUGCUGUCCGAUGGGGCAGGCAAGAGCACAACGGUGGAGUUAUCAGAACCACUGGAUGAAGAAUUAUCUGGAAUUAUAGAAGUUGUUGGAAAAGUUACCCAGAAGGCAACAGUAUUGGGCGUUUCAUACGUCCCAUUUCGGGAAGACGUUGGUUCUUUUGAUCUGGGGCUUUAUGAUGAAGCACUGAAGAUAAUUCAUGAGUAUCCACAACAUUAUCCAUUUGGACUUAAAGGAGCAGAAUAA
Messenger RNA from Staurois parvus, 364 nucleotides. NCBI's taxonomy places the organism in Eukaryota, Metazoa, Chordata, Amphibia, Anura, Ranidae. The record is from the annotation of a GenBank genome assembly.